Messenger RNA from Monascus purpureus, 1134 nucleotides. The record is from the annotation of a GenBank genome assembly. Lineage: Eukaryota; Fungi; Ascomycota; Eurotiomycetes; Eurotiales; Aspergillaceae.
AUGUCCAGCCAUCCCCACGAUCUCAGCGACCCCAAUCGUCAGGGACAGUAUCCACCGCCACCCCAGUGGAACGCCUCUCAGUCCGAGGAUCCCAAUUCUUCUGCUGCCCAGUAUCCACCAGUGACUCAGUAUCCGUAUCCUUCCUAUCCUCAUCCCCCUCCUUCCACUGAGCCAGACCGUUCUGCGCCGCCGUAUCAAUAUCCUCCACCAUUGUCCCAGUAUCCGCCCCCCUCGACAAUGGCCGCCAUCCACCCGCAGGUCCAGGGUCCUCAAGACCCUUACCGUCUUCCUCCUCCUCCCGGCGCAUACCGUCCUCCCGACGUCUACUCCCAGCCGCCCCCUCCCCCCACGCAGGUCGUCUAUCAAGCAGCCGCUCCCCGACAACGAACGGCCAUUGCUUGCCGGUAUUGCCGUCGACGAAAGAUUCGUUGCUCCGGAUUCGAAAACUCGCAAGAUGGACGCUGCAACAAUUGUAUCCGUUUCAACCAAGAGUGCAUGUUCACCCCCGUGUCCUCCCAAGCGCAGGCUUUCGUUCCAGCACAUGCUGCCUACCCGCACCUGAGGAACGCCCAGAAUCCAGGUCGUGCUGGCGUUGUCCUCUACGGUGCCCAUGGUCAACCUCUGCCACCGCAGCAACAACCAGACGCUACCUUGCCGCCUCCCCAAGGAUUGUACCAGCAUCCGUAUGCCGCUCCACCGCCACCAUUGGAUGGCAGGGGCAUGCCUCCGUCCCUAGUACCUCCCAUGUCCCAAGAUGCCGCCGCCCGUCGUGGAUCAGGCACUGGCUUCGAAUAUCCCGAUCCAACCAACCUAGCGCCUGUGACCCCAAGUGUCUCAACACCGGGUUAUCAGACACACACAGCUCCCAGCCCGUAUUAUGCGCCCCCUCAACAUGACCGGCGCACGUCGCCUCAGACUCUUUACUCCUACGACGGCCGCCACUCUUCAUCCCCGCACGGCUCCCCAUAUCCGCCAUUGCAUACGCCGCCCCCUGUUACUAGCACAGGUAAUUCUGUCAGCUCUAGAGGUGGAAUGAACGUUCGUGACAUGCUCAACCCGGGUGAUCAGACUGGCCGAUCCAGCACAGAUAGCGACAUGCUCAAUGCCCUCAACCGCCGUGGCUUAAGCCAAUAA